Messenger RNA from Rasamsonia emersonii CBS 393.64, 1221 nucleotides. Its product is annotated as Stomatin family protein. The record is from RefSeq and is a predicted model, not a curated record. The transcript is spliced from 7 exons. Gene Ontology annotation, cellular component: plasma membrane. The coding region runs from base 1 to 1221 and encodes 406 amino acids. Lineage: Eukaryota; Fungi; Ascomycota; Eurotiomycetes; Eurotiales; Trichocomaceae.
AUGUCGACUUUAACUGCGAGCACCAACGGCAAAGCGCCAGUCGUAGGCCCUGAACGCAGACCGCAUGACGGCCUGGUCCAGGUGCAACCUGCGCGACUGGAGGAUCUGCAGCCGAAAUAUGCGCAGACCAUCAAGCACGAUGAGGACAACCCGGCCGCGCAUGGCUGGUAUGCCUCGAUGAGGCACGCUUCAGUACACGGCUUGGGCGAGUUUAUUGGAUGCCUGGGCUCCAUUCCCUGCUGUUGCUGCUGCCCCAAUCCAUUCAAGCCCGUGAACCAGGGUGAAGUUGGUUUGAUUUCGAAAUUCGGCCGCUUUGAGCGCGCGGUCGAUCCGGGCCUGGUGAAAGUGAAUCCCUUGAGCGAACGUUUAACCACCGUCGAUGUCAAGAUCCAGAUCGUCGAGGUCCCCCGCCAGGUCUGCAUGACCAAGGACAAUGUCACUCUGAACCUGACCUCCGUAAUCUACUACCACGUCAUCUCCCCGCACAAGGCUGCGUUUGGUAUCUCCAAUGUCCGACAAGCGCUUAUCGAGCGCACUCAAACCACGCUUCGCCAAGUAGUGGGCGCUCGCGUUCUGCAGGAUGUGAUCGAGCGUCGGGAAGAAAUCGCGCAGUCGAUCAGCGAGAUCAUCGAGGAUGUCGCGACGGGCUGGGGUGUCCAGGUCGAAUCCAUGUUGAUCAAAGAUAUCAUUUUCAGCAACGACCUGCAGGACUCGCUGUCGAUGGCUGCGCAGUCGAAGCGGAUUGGUGAGAGCAAGGUCAUUGCCGCUCGCGCCGAAGUCGAGUCUGCCAAAUUGAUGCGUCAGGCCGCCGAUAUCCUCUCAUCCGCCCCUGCCAUGCAGAUCCGCUACCUCGAGGCGAUGCAGUCCAUGGCCAAGACGGCCAACAGCAAGGUCAUCUUCUUGCCCGCGCCGAACCAAACCAUUCAGCAGCAGCUGGCCAUGGCCGAGAGCGUUGGCGAGGGCCCCAGCCGGUACAAUAACCCGUCCGAGCAGACCCAGACCCAGAACACCCAGAAUAUCCAGACCAAUGGCGAUGAUGGAUUCCAGCGAGCCAUAAACGCCCGUAUCGUUGAGGACAUUCAAACCUCCACCUUUUCUUUUGUCUUUUGUAUUUAUCUAUUUUCCCACCUGUAUAUGUGUAGAGUACUAAAGUCAACUAAUUAUUACCCAGGUAGGUUACCAGAUAUCGUCUGUUCUCAUCAUAACCAGUCGUCAAUUUAA